GAGGGGUGAGCGGGCUCGGGGGCAGUGCUGUCAGGGCACAUUGCCAGCUGCUCCAUGCUUCCCUGGUGUCUGCCUGACUGCUGGGCUCUGUGAUGUCCUCCCAGGCUUCUGGGCUUGACCUGCUUAAAUCACAGCCCCUGGAGCAGGUACCUGUUUUAGAGGCAGAAAGGGAUGUGAACUUGGAGGCAGAAAAGAAAGAGGCUCACUUGGUCUGGCACAUUCUCCCCUUUAUAAGGAAGAGGGGCUGUGUGUGGUUGUGUUGGGAUGGGCAGAUUUUAGCUGUGAGAAGUGAUCAUCACCUGAGCUGGUGAGAGCUCCCUGCUCCCAGGGGCCUCUUUCCAAUCAAUUCCUCUCCCGCCUGACCUCCCAGCCAUAGAGGGCUGAUCUAAACCCUGUAAAACCAGGGUUUAGGCUCUGACCCACCUGUAGGCAGGAUCAGACUCAGGGUGUCUCAUGGUCCCCCAGAAAAGGUCCCCUGAGACAACUGGCCAACCUCAUCCUCAUCAGGCAAGUGCCUUGAACGCAAGAGGCUCAGAAGUGACCUGGCAGGAGAGCCUUAGCCCAAUGCCUCAGGCAGCAGGCAUCUCCAUCACGGGAGACGUCACACCCAACACCUGAGGGCCCUGUCACCCCGGCUCUGGCUGCAAAUAGCACGAGCUCUCUGAUGAGGCCUUGCCUGCCAGCCUGCCCACCGCGGGGCAUCAACCACUUAAUUAACAUCGGGACAACUUCCAAGGCUCACACGUCAGAGGCCCUGGGAAGCCCAGAGCAGCAAGGCUGUGCCAUUAUACUCAGCACCCUCCCCAGAGCUCAGGCCCGGCUGUAAUCCAGUUAGUUCUCUUCCAAAUUAAAGAAUCCAAAUCAAAAUCUCUCUCUCCACCUAUAAAUAAUAAGCCGGCUCCCACCAGAAUGGCAUCUAGAAAAGCAAUUUCCUCUGUGGCCAUUAAGAAUAAUCAGGAGAUACGUUCGGUAGAUUACUCCUUUCUGCCCGUGGACGCCACCGAGUAAGCAUCGUUGACGUUUCCCCCCACCUCCACUGCCGUCGUGUCUAAGUCAGAGUCACCCAAAGAGCCCGAACAGCUGCGGAAGCCCUUCAUCGGAGGUUUGAGCUUUGAAACAACCGAUGAGUGUCUGAGGAGCCAUUGUGAGCACUGGGGAGCGCUCACAGACUGUGUGGUAACGAGGGAUCCAAACACCAGGCGCUCCAGAGGCUUCGGGGUUGUCACAUAUGCCACUGUGGAGGAGGUGGAUGCGGCCAUGAAUGCAAGGCCGCACGAGGUGGAUGGAAGAGUUGGGGUACCAAAGAGGGCCGUCUCAAGAGAGGAUUCUCAAAGACCUGGUGCCCACUUAACUGUGAAAAAGAUUUUUGUUGGUGGCAUUAAAGGAGACCCUGAAGAACAUCAUCUAAGAGAUUAUUUUGAACAGUAUGGGAAAAUUGAAGUGAUGGAAAUCGUGACCGAUCGAGGCAGCGGCAAAAAGAGAGGCUUUGCUUUCGUAACCUUUGAUGACCAUGACUGUGUAGACAAGAUUGUCAUUCAGAAAUACCACACUGUGAAUGGCCACAACUGUGAGGUAAGGAAAGCCCUAUCUCAGCAAGAGAUGGCUAGUGCCUCAUCCAGCCAAAGAGGUCGAAGUGGUUCUGGAAACUUUGGUGGUGGUCUUGGAGGGGGUUUUGGUGGGAAUGACAGCUUUGGUCGUGGAGGAAACUUCAGUGGUCGAGCUGGCUUUGGUGGCAGCCGCGGUGGCGGUGGCUAUGGUGGCAGUGGGGACGGCUAUAAUGGAUUUGGUAAUGAUGGAAGCAAUUUUGGAGGUGGUGGAAGCUACAAUGAUUUUGGCAGUUACAACAAUCAAUCUUCAAACUUUGGACCCAUGAAAGGAGGAAACUUUGGAGGCAGAAGUUCUGACCCCUAUGGUGGUGGAGGCCGAUACUUUGCCAAACCCUGAAACCAAGGUGGCUCUGGUGGUUCCAGCAGCAGCAGUAGCUAUGGCAGCGGCAGAAGGUUUUGAUUACUGCUAGGAAACAAAGCUUAGCAGGAGAGGAGAGCCAGAGAAGUGACAGGGAAGCUACACGUUACAACAGAUUUGUGAACUCAGCCAAGCACAGUGGUGGCAGGGCCUAGCUGCUACAAAGAAGACAUGUUUAGACAAUACUCGUGUAUGGGCAAAAAAACUCGAGGACUGUAUUUGUGACUAAUUGUAUAACAGGUUAUUUUAGUUUCUGUUUGGUGGAAAGUGUAAAGCAUUCCAACAAAGGGUUUUAAUGUAGAUUUUUUUUUUUUUUUGCACCCAUGCUGUUGAUUGCUAAAUGUAAUAGUCUGAUCAUGACGCUGAAUAAAUGUGUCUUUUAAAAAAAAAAAAAAAAGAAUAAUCAGGAAAUGCCUUUGAAGACUGAAAAGCCAAGCAUUGUCCCUGGAACAAGAUAUCUCUGAGUUCAGGGGCUUCAUUUGCCAGGCAGAACCGUGAACCAUAUCUGAGCCUGAUGACGCCAGGAGAAUUCAUCUGGAGAGCAAGGCCUCAGGCUCCUCCAGCAACGUCCAGCUCUUAACUCCAUGUGACCUUUCUUUUCUCACGACCAGUGAAAUCCUGCUGGGUUCAGGGUUUCCACAGCCCCGGAGAGCUCCCUCCCACGCUCCUGUUACCACUUAGGGUCAGGGCCCAAGCCCCCAUUCAGCUGGCCUGGGGAAGUGUCCUGAGCCAACAGCUA
Messenger RNA from Physeter macrocephalus (sperm whale), 2704 nucleotides. RefSeq names its product heterogeneous nuclear ribonucleoprotein A1-like. Bases 1258 to 1944 code for a protein of 228 amino acids. Gene Ontology annotation, cellular component: catalytic step 2 spliceosome. The record is from RefSeq and is a predicted model, not a curated record. Gene Ontology annotation, biological process: mRNA splicing, via spliceosome. Lineage: Eukaryota; Metazoa; Chordata; Mammalia; Artiodactyla; Physeteridae. The transcript has a single exon. Gene Ontology annotation, molecular function: mRNA 3'-UTR binding.